Molecule: messenger RNA, 1370 nt
Organism: Brassica napus (rape)
Lineage: Eukaryota; Viridiplantae; Streptophyta; Magnoliopsida; Brassicales; Brassicaceae
Product: RING-H2 finger protein ATL2-like
Exons: 1
Coding region: 387-1271 (294 amino acids)
Source: RefSeq, a predicted model, not a curated record
CAGAAACAAUUAGUUCACAGAAAAAUAGGCCAUUUUCCCACUCUUACGCAUUAAUAAAUUUUUAGUCAAACCAAUGGAACAAGAGAACUUCCACGUCCUAGUUUCUUUAUAAUGUGGCUUUAAAAAUGUUAAGAAAUCUAUAAUUUAGUCAUACAAAGGAAACUAUAUAUUUAUUUAUUUUUAAAGAAAAGGUAUAUUUUUGGUGAAGAUAAGAAUACAGUUAUUUGGUCAAACAAAAGGUGAUUUUUUAUUUGGAAUUUUGGCAAAUGGGAGUAUUUUUGUAGCAUUUUCCCUUGAAUUUGAGUAUAUCUUAAAUUAAUAUUGAGGGAACAAAAGGAAGAAAAAAUUUAAAAAGGAAAGGGCAAAAGGUCAAGGAGAAAAUUCUCAUGAGUCAUGGAACCUCUCUUUCUCUCACGAUAGUCUCUAAAAACCAUUUCACCGGUUCACUCUCUCUUUCUCUGAAUCUCUCAUUCGCCAUCAGAAUCAUGCACUGCAACGAGAAUGACCCGUUGGUGACAGUCUUCCUUUCAUUCAUCUUCUUGUUCUUCAUGUGUUUAACCAUCUACUAUCUCUACGUUCACUGGUGUCUCCCCCGCUCUAGGAGUCAUCACAUCCGCAGCAGUAACCACCGCCCUACAAUGGUUUUCUUCGCCGCCACCGAUCCUUCUCAUACCGCGUCACGCGGUCUAGAUCCCGCCGUCGUGAAAUCUCUCCCUGUUUUCACUUUCUCUGGCGCAACUCAAAAGGAUCCGAUUGAUUGCGCCGUUUGUCUUUCAGAGUUCGAGGACGGCGAGCCGGGUCGGGUUUUGCCCGGUUGUAAACACGCGUUUCAUGUGGAAUGUAUUGAUAUGUGGUUUCACUCUCACUCAACCUGUCCUCUCUGCCGUUCUCUCGUUGAGCCUCACGCAACGACGGUGGAGGAGGAGCAAGUCACGAUCAUGAUCGCGAUUUCUCCUGAACAGGUUUCUGCUACCGAACCGGUAUCGAGCUCGGGAUCUGGAUCUUCUGCGGAGACUGAGACCCCUAGGAGGAUUUUCAGCGAGUUCGAAGACGGUUUGACACGGAAUUCGCCGGUGAAUCACUCGCCGAUGAGUCGGAUGUUAUCUUUUACUCGGAUGGUGAGCAGAAAUCGAAGAAGCGCACCGUCGUCUUUUUCCGGAGCUCCGUCUCAAUCGCCGUCGUCAAGCUGCCAGGUAGUGAUGAACGAAUCAGAUAUUGAGCGGGGAGGAGAAGAGAUUAAAAGUGAUUUCCGCCACGUGGGUGUUCCUUAGUGGUAUUGAUUAUUGAUGUUAACAUCAAGUAUAACAUGAUUUAGAGCUUUUUUUAUUGCUAAGAAAUCUAAUUUAAUAUAUUUUCAGUUCAGUAUUAAA